Micromonas commoda is the source of this 750-nucleotide messenger RNA. RefSeq lists its product with no specific name. The record is from RefSeq and is a predicted model, not a curated record. Lineage: Eukaryota; Viridiplantae; Chlorophyta; Mamiellophyceae; Mamiellales; Mamiellaceae. The transcript has a single exon. Gene Ontology annotation, molecular function: zinc ion binding. The coding region runs from base 1 to 750 and encodes 249 amino acids.
AUGGUAUGGCGACGGGAUCGCUCGAACGGAGCACCGAGCGUCGACGCCGGUCGCGAUGGGGAUGAAGUGGAGCUCGGCGAGAUCAUAGUGGAGCCCACGCCGAACGGGGGAAAAGCGACGAGGGUCGUCGAGCCCUCGAAGGAGGAGGAACCCGCGGAGGACGCCGAAGAGGACGCCGACGAGGAACGCUUCUGUCGCAUCUGCCUGGAGCCGGUGUCGCUCGACUCCAUCCGCGACGGCAAGUCCCUUCGGCUCGGGUGCGCGUGCAAGUCCGGAUACAUGCACAAGGCGUGCGCGUGGGAGUACGUCCAGGUGAAGAAGACCAAGCCGGUGACGUGCGAGGUGUGCCUGGAGGAUAUGACGGCUCUCGACCCCAUCGCCGAGCUGCAGGGAGAGGAGUAUCGGGCGAUGCGGCGCGCGAGGGCGGCGCUGCUGCGCGUGAACGGCGAAGACGACCACGAUCCGAGGGAGGAUCCCACGUUCGACGACGCCGACCCGAGGGGAGCCAGGCUGUGUUGGGGGAGUCGCAACCCAGUCGUCUGGCUUAUUUGGCUCGUUUCUAGACCCGUAAUCGCGGUGGUGUGGGUGAGUCUCCCGGACCGGCAUCCGAGCCCCAUCUCGAUCCUGUUUCGCGGCGAGUACCGCGCUGACACGGCACUCGCCGCUUUCGACCCGGCACUUCCCUCUCGCAGCUUUGGAAUUCUAUUCCCGUGGCGCUGGCGCACUGGUGCUUCGUCCUCUCGAUUUUGA